Triticum dicoccoides is the source of this 2445-nucleotide messenger RNA. RefSeq names its product putative F-box/FBD/LRR-repeat protein At5g56810. The record is from RefSeq and is a predicted model, not a curated record. The transcript is spliced from 7 exons. Gene Ontology annotation, molecular function: protein binding. NCBI's taxonomy places the organism in Eukaryota, Viridiplantae, Streptophyta, Magnoliopsida, Poales, Poaceae. Bases 405 to 2111 code for a protein of 568 amino acids.
GCCAUCUGGAAUCAGACAUCCCAUCGUAUUGGCCUCGCUCCCCUAUCGUACCCCCGUUUCGCCUCCCCGAACGAGGCGACCGGGGCGGCCCUCUCUGCCCCACCUCUCCGACCUCCGUGGCGCCCCCCCUCUUGCCGUUGCCGCCGGCUUGGGCAGGUGGGCUUGGCGGCGGUGUGGCUCGGCUGAUUGCGCUUCGGCACGGCCUGGAUGGCGCUUUGAGCGGGCAGUGGCCGGCGACACCCCGCAAGCCCAGAUCUAAGCCCUUUUGAGCCUGAUUUGGGUUAGGGCGGGCCGGUUAGGGUUGUGACGGGUCGUCUUAUGCUGGUCCGGCGAGCACCUCGCGAUGGGGCUCCAUUGCGUUGCAGAGCGUCAUCCAGAAGAGAGAGCGGAGUGGAGCAGAGGGGAUGCCCGGAGCCGGGGAAGACGAAUCAGCUCCCCCUCCUCCUUCUCCACUAGUAGAUCAGAAGCAGCCCGUGGAACAGGCGGCGGCGGCGGCGGGAAGGCUGGGCAGGUUGGAGCACCACCACGGCGCCGCCGACGCGCUGUCCUUCCGGAUGGAGGACCUUCCCGCGGAGGUUCAACCUGUUAUAAUGUCACUGCUGCCACGGAAAGAGGCCGUGAGGACAAGCAUUGUUUCAAGGAGUUGGAGAAUGCUCUGGACAUUCCACUGUGAUCUAUAUUUUGAUGGUCCCACUCCCAAUGAUCUGGAUUCUGACACCGAUGACGAGUUCGCUGGUCAGGAUACUACCAAAAUGAAACGAGCAAAGUUCAUUGAGACUGUAAAUUCUGUUAUUCAACAGCAUAGUGGGAUAGGAAUCAAUAAGUUCAGCGUCAGGUGCGGCAUGCACAAAGAGUACACUGAUCAUCUUGACAGGUGGAUUGGGUUUGUCACUUCAUCUAAGGCAAAGAUAAUACAUUUUAAUCUGAAGAAAACUUAUCAGCCAUUCGAAUUUCACCACUUCCCUCUCGAGGCCUUGGAUUCACAAGGUUGCUUAUUUGUGCAGUCCUUAUUUCUCGCCGGUGUUUCUAUAAAGCCAAACUCAGGAAUAUCCGGCUUCACAAUACUCAGAAGGCUUGUUCUGGAAUUUGUUAAGAUAUUAGGAGAUUUUCCAGGCUUGCUAGCAAAAUGUUCAGGACUUGAGGACUUAGAGAUCAUCGGGUGCUAUGGUGUGGACAACUUAAUAGUACCACACAAACUCGAUAAACUUCAACAUUUGCUGAUUGCCGGAAUGGACAUCCAGAUGGUUGAGUUUCAUGCUACUGAUCUUGCUCAUUUUGAGUACAAAGGGCGAGUGAUCCCUAUAGUCCUUCAUGGUUGCUCGAAACUAGAGAAGGCAACAAUGAAGUUUAAUGGCACUAAAGCACUAGCACAUGCAUUCACUGCAGUUCCAAGCAUUUUGCCAGUGAAGACAUUACAUCUGCAAGCUUUCAUAUCAAAAUAUGCACAGUUGCAGAAGCUGCCAACAGGACAACAGGGAAUGUUUUUGCAGUUGAGGCAUAUGACUUGUCAAUUAAUUGUCAACUCUAACGACCCAAAUGGUGAUAAUGGAAUUCUUCAACUGGCCAAUUGUUUGAAUGUUGCACCCGGACUGGAGACAUUGCACUUGCAUAUGUUGUAUGUGAUAUCCAGUGGUUACUCCAGCAGUGAGGUGGCGGGUAUGCGCCGCCAUGAUCAUCUCAAGACGGUCUUCAUGAGCGGUUUUCGAUGUUACAAGGCUCAGAUUGAGCUGGCAUGCUGUAUCUUAAGAAAUGCUUCUGUUCUUGAGCAGCUGAUAAUAGAACCAAGGAUUACAGACAAAGUAUGGGCGGGUGAUUGUUCCGAGUGGAAUACUGACCUUGGCGAAAUCUUACCAGGGGUCUGUGAGUGGGCACAGGUCACCUCAGAGCGCUUCGGUAAGCAACGGAGGCUUCUUUGGCCCAGCAAGACGCAGGAUCUCUUCUGCACCAUCAUUAGCGAGUGUCGUCAUUGCCUGCAGAUUUUAGUAGAUCGGAGUGGGAUGCUAUUUCCCCUGGUGUUUGUUACCUUUUGCUGUAAUGAUGAAAAGCUGGGAAGAAGUAAAUCUUUAUUUUCGACAAAGGAUGGAUUUUAUUACUCAAAAGGGAAGAAGUAAAGCUGUCACUAGGUUUUGCCUAUCCGGGUGAAAAAUGAAAUACCUCUUGAAAGUGUAUGCUAAGCUAUCAAAUCUUCAAGCCAUAAAAAAGAUCUGCAUAAAUUUUGCUACCUGCCAUCUUAGCCUGGGAAAAUGCCAACCAAAAUCCUGGGUGGGUGGGCUGCACUGCUCGCCGGCGACGCCGUUUCUGCAAAUGCCAAGGACAGCUGCUGCCGCUGUCAUGAGGUACCAAAACCAAACCAGAGGAUCUAAAAUUAAUUGUAAACCAAUGCCUUUUUUGCCUGGCAACCAAUGUUUGAAGAAAUUUGAGGUUAUAUCAGAGGCCUUUCUUGUC